AUGAGGUUGUGUUACGGAUUGGCGCUGGCCAUCCUAAUCACAGGUAACGUGCAGGCAUCUAAUGACGAAAACGCUGAAAGAACAGUUAUAGAAGAUGAAAAUGCUGACAUAAAACGUUUUAUUCAAAUAUCACAUACCGUGAGAAGGAAUAGCUUUAUAGAUAUUACUUUGAACACGGAAUCCUUUGAAGAAAAGUGCUAUGUUCGACCUCCAGAUGGACAAUUAACCCAAACUGAUAAAUUUGCAAUGGAAGGGGUACAGGUACGACACAAAAGUAAUUUCGUCUCGUGCAGGAUUACGAUUGGACCGAUGAUUGAGGAUUUGCUAGGAAACUGGGAGUUAUGUGGUAAAUCUACAACCACCGAAGAAAUGCGCUGCCAACCGAUUAAUAUUAUUUGGGAUGUUGGCAACGGGAACCCUGGUCCUUCUCCUAGCCCCCUACAGAGGCAAAUACAUCGAGUUCAUAUCGGUGAUUAUGUGAAUGUUGGUGUCACCAACCGACGCGACAUGUCCACCUGUCACGUCGUUACUCCAAAUGGUGAAGACUUGGUUAUCACACCGGACAUGAAUUAUCCCCACAUCGAAAGAAGUUCAGCCAAUCCAUGCAGUGUCGUCAUCAAGGAUAUCACAAGAGAUAUAUUGGGCGAUUGGCUUAUUUAUGGGAGAUUUAAUCAAGGAAUAUUAGGGUUUGGAGAUAUUCGCCUGCCAUUUACUUUGGAACUUUAUUAUGAUGUUAAUGCAUACAAUAUAAUUUCACUCGAAAAUCAAGCGCAUGAAGUUAAAGUAGGUUCUGAUAUCACUGUCGAGGUAACUCACUCCGUGGGUACAGUUGAAACCUGUAUUUACAUAUCUCCUUCUGGUUUGGAAUUUAGUAGCGCUAGUGACAUUUCUGCUGCACCUAAAGGAAUUCAAUUCAGAAGUGUAAAUGAUUAUGGCGUUUGUGGGAUCACCUUCACCGCUGUCACCGAAGACAUGUUCGGUGAAUGGCAGAUUAUUGGCCGGUUUAGGAAUGGAAAUGUAAUUGAUGAAAAACGUCUUACGUUUAAUAUUACUGAAAAAGCCAUCGUCGAAGAUGAUAUUAAUAUGUUGAAUCAAAUCAAUCAUUUCGCACUACAGGAUGCGUUGGUAGAUAUAUCCUUGAACAAGGAAUCUUUUGAAGAAAAGUGCUAUAUACGUCCUCCUAACGGCGAAUUCACGAAAGCUCAUCGUUUUAAAAUGGAAGGAGUAACGGUUCAAAAGAAAAGUAAUUUCGUUUCUUGCAGAGUUACUAUCGGUACUUUUACUGAAGAUAUGUUCGGAUUAUGGACACUGUGUGGCAAAUCUCUUCUAAGUGAGGAAAUCCGCUGUCAGCCUGCAAACAUUGCAUUGAGAACUGCAAAUUGGGUAAUUCAUAACCGAGCACAGUUUACACAUCCAGUCCACUUUGGUGGUUCUGUCAAUUCUGGUGUCUCUGAAGGUGGUACCGUUGAAAAUUGCCACGUCGUUACUCCAACUGGCGAAGAUUUGGUCUUAACAAGUGACGUCAAUUAUCCUCACAUUAAAAGAGUUAACAGUGCUAGCGUGUGCAGUGUCGUCAUCGAAAACAUAACAGAGGAUAUGUUAGGUGCAUGGCUUAUUUAUGGCACAUUUAAUUCCCCACUUAGACGAACUGAAGGUCGUCUUCCAUUGAUUUUCAACCUUUUCGAUGAGAAUAAUCCACACGCUCAAGCUUACAAUGUCACUGUCCUCCAAAACCAAAAUCAUUUGGUACAUGUUGGUACUAACCUGACACUUGAAGUGCAACAACGAACAGGCGAUCGGCAAGAUUGUAUUUACACAGCACCAUCAGGAAAAAUAUUCAGUAUAAACGAUAACAACUCCGUCGAACCUCGAGGAGUUCACUUUAGUACCUUGAAUACUGCACCAAUUUGUCAAGUUGAAUUUAAUCCGAUCACUGAAGAGGCAGUUGGGGAAUGGCAGAUCUCUCUGAGAUUCAGAAAUGGAGUCCUAUUCAAUGAAAUACGUCAGACCUUCAGAAUUAUUGAGGAAGAUCCGGAAAAUCCACUACAAGAAAAUGUUGUAAGGACUGUUCAAUAUUUAACUACGCAGAAUAUAAAUACUAAAAUGAACACGAGCCAUAGAUUUACAAUCAACAGUGCAUCAAUUAUACAAGGUGAAAGCUGUCAUAUCAUCGCUCCGGAUGGCCGACAAUAUGCUUUUAUUGACGGAUUCAACGUCCCCAAUGUAGAAAUCAUAAAUGAAGACUUUGUAGAAUGCGGCGUCAUUCUGCAUGUAGUGGAGGAAAAUAUGAUAGGCACUUGGACUAUUUUAGGCAGAGCAAGAAGUUUGUCUGAUUCUAUUGAACGAAGACUGCCAGUUACUAUCCGUGUUGAAGAAAACUUUGUUUUACAAAAUGAUAUUCAUAUCAAGGAAGGAUCUGAUUUAUAUCUACACUUAAAUGAGGCCAUUACUCUACCUGAAACUUGCACGCUGAUCGGCCCUGAUGGCAAUGAAAUCGCGAACGUAGAAUCUGAUCCAAUCUACGCGUCUGCAUGUGGAUAUAUAAUCAGGGAUGUUAAUCAGACUUAUGAUGGAACAUGGAUUAUUGAAUAUGGCGCAAGAAUUAAAAAAAGAGGCAGUGUCAACGUUCAAAUUCUAGAUCCUACAGCUCUCUCCCUCCACAAUCUACAAUGGAGCAUAGGCGAUUCAGUAGACAUAUCAGUCGGCCCUGAAAAUGCUGUGUACUGCGUAAUCAAAGACGUUACUGGAAACAUUGUGUUUGAUGACUUUGGACAGUGUAAGAUUGUUCUCGACAGAGUGUCUGUACACCACAGAGGAAAUUGGACCAUGCAAAUCGGUAAACCAGGGACGGUACGACUACAAAGCUACAAUUUCUAUGUGGAAGUGCAUUCAGUAGAUGGUCUCCCAAUCGUUAGUACAACCGUGGAGGAGAAUCACUCUUCACUGAUGCUAACAUGCUCUGUGCCUGCCCGACACGAGGUCCACGCCUGUAAGUUCAGAGACCCUAGAGGCAACAUUCUGAUUGCUGUUCAUGGAGUCGGACAAGACAACUACAUGUUUAGACAAGCUACCGUAAACUACGUAUCGAAUGCUCACAGUCAUGACUGUACACUCCGCCUUAUCAACCCAUCAGUCGCAGAAUUGGGCAUUUGGCGUUGCGGCUUGGAUACCUCAACAGGAACACACUACGGAUUCCUGACAGUACUCCCUCAAAAUCCAGGAGCAGCCUCGUCUGUCGUCACUGAGCCCAUAUUACGGAGCACUGAUGUGUCAUACUUUGAAGGAGACCCCGUAACCCUCAGCUGUUCCAUUUCUUCUGCCUUACGGUAUUGCUACUUCAGAGCAGAUAAUGGAACUAUCUAUAACGUUUUCCCAAGGAUGUCACGAUCGGAGAAUUUUGAGUAUGUAGGAGCAGGAUUGGAUGCAGGCGAUUGUGGUAUUAGAUUCAAAAGCUUAUCAACCCGCGAGGGAGGCAUCUGGAGCUGCCACGUUGGGCUUCUGGAUACCACGGCUCCUGAACUAAGGGAAGCAAUCGUAGCUACUAUAUCAGCUAAGAUGUCCGUGAACCAUUUUUGGGACAGACAGCAGAGGGCUAUAGUAGAAGCAUUUAUCCACAGUGGACAAGCCAUCGAGUACUGCAGAUUUGUGAGGAUGGAUGGAGAAGGUUUCACUUCAGACAACGUGCCCCAAAGAUACACACUAGAGCCAUUGUUGCAUACAGGCGCCUGCGUUCUUAACAUAUGGAAUCCUGAUUCCAUAGACUUGCAACCGUGGACCAUCGCAAUCAAACUUGUGGAAGGAAAUGGAGAGAUUUCCAUGACGACUGUUAAUAACCAGUUGGCUGUGAGACCCUCACGUAGUAUCUUCUCCGGUGCUUUAUUCUGGUUGACAAUCGUGUUCGUUUUCAUAUUGAUACUCUCCGUUGCCGGUGCUUGUUUUCCUAAGAAAAAUAGGGAUUGGACUUAUAGAAGAGCCAGCGGAUUAAACCAAAGUGUCAGGAGUUACUUCAAUAAAAACUUAGAAAAGAAGCCUCCAAUGACGACAACUCAGCAUGCCUAA
Arctia plantaginis is the source of this 4059-nucleotide messenger RNA. The record is from the annotation of a GenBank genome assembly. NCBI's taxonomy places the organism in Eukaryota, Metazoa, Arthropoda, Insecta, Lepidoptera, Erebidae.